Episyrphus balteatus (marmalade hoverfly) is the source of this 1916-nucleotide messenger RNA. Its product is annotated as juvenile hormone esterase-like. The coding region runs from base 216 to 1853 and encodes 545 amino acids. NCBI's taxonomy places the organism in Eukaryota, Metazoa, Arthropoda, Insecta, Diptera, Syrphidae. The transcript has 6 exons. The record is from RefSeq and is a predicted model, not a curated record.
UAAACCAGAUCUCGUUUCUUCACACAAUAACAAACCUUGCAAGAGUAAAUUGUAGAACACCGAAUUUCCAACUAAAUCAGCUGACAGCUGAUUGAAAUUAACUGAUGGGGAUUCCCAAGCAGAUAAACAAUUAUUUUUUUUGUUGUAUUUUGUUUUGUUGUCUCUAUAAAUAGUUGAUUCAAUUAAUAUAUUUUCUCAGUUUGACUUUGAACAUUAUGAUAAGAUUAUUGUUUCUCACACUGAGUGCGGCAGCAAUUGCUACGAUCGCUUCUUCUUCGAACAUUGAAGUUUCAACAACUCUCGGAAACAUACGUGGUGUUAAACUAAAGUCACGAUUAGGUGAAGAAUUUAACGCUUUUCGAGGCAUCCGAUAUGCGAAAAAUCCUAUCGGUGAACUACGAUUCAAGAAUCCCCAACCAGUAGAAUCAUGGAAACCUACGAUUUUCGAUGCAACAAAAGAUGGACCUAGAUGUCCUCAGGACCAAUUUGAUUCACCUGAUAAUUCUGAAGAUUGUCUACGAUUGAAUGUUUACUCCAAGGAUUUAAAUGCAUCAAAACCUGUUAUCGUAUUCAUACAUGCUGGAGGAUUUUACGGAUCAUCUGGACGAAGUAAUACUGACGCUGGUCCUCAGCUUCUAAUGGAUCGAGAUAUAGUUUUGGUAACCAUUAACUAUCGGUUGGGUACACUUGGUUACCUUGCCACUGGAACUGCUGAAGCACCUGGAAAUGCUGGCUUCAAGGAUCAAGUGAUAGCUCUGAGAUGGGUUCGGGAUCAUAUUCGAAAUUUUGGAGGUGACCCGAACUCAGUUACUUUGUUGGGUUACAGUGCAGGAAGCAUGAGUAUUGGUUUGCAUAUGGUUUCGCCGAUGUCAAAAGGUCUGUUUCACAAAGGCAUUGCAAUGAGUGGAUCACCGGCGCUUUUAGAAAAAUAUAAAGAAGAUCAGUUGGAUCUUGCUCAGAGACAGGCAAAGUUAUUGAAUUGUUCAGUAGAUAAUAUUGAUGAAAUAGUAAAAUGUAUUAAAGAGACACCCUUUGAAGAUUUUCUAAAAACUUUUGACAAAAUGUUUGAUUUCGGAUACCAUCCAAUGUUGAACUGGCGCCCAGUAAUAGAAAAAGAUUUUGGCCAAGAAAGGUUUUUAACAGACGAUCCGGUGGCUGCAUUAGAACAGGGAAAUUUCCAAAAAAUACCACUAAUUGUUGGCAUGACGAAGGACGAAUUCGCUCGUAUCGCUUAUUAUAACUUGAAAGAUGAAAAAAUAGCUAAAAAGAUGAAUGAAAAUUGGGAAGAAAUUGCUCCAAUCAUGUUGCAUUACAGAAAUGUUACAAAUUCUAAAGAAAAUAGUAACCUUUUAAGAGAUGCUUAUCAUAUGGAUAAGGAAAUUAUUCCUGGAACUACACCUUUUGAACCUUUUGGAAAACUUUACAGUGAUGGAGUUAUUGGGUUUCCAGUUCAUAGAUUUGUACAUUUAGUUGGAAAAUAUACUCCAGUGCACUAUUAUUGUUUUUCCUACAAAGGUCGUUUUAGUGAUUUCAAAUAUCCAGGAGAUACUGCAUAUGGAGCUGUUCAUCAUGAUGAUUUGUUGUAUCUUUUACAUGUACCCCGGUUAGCACCACUUUUUUCGAAAACUGAUCCUGAAGAUAAGAUUGUUGAAAGGCUAACAAGAUUAUGGACACAGUUUGCUAAGACUGGAAAUCCCAAUAAUAAAAUGGAUGAAUAUCUCAAAAAUUUGGAAUGGAACCCAUUUACAAUUGAAGAUGAGAACUAUUUAAACAUUGGCGAUGAGUUUUCUAUGGGCAAAAAACUUUUUGAUGAAAGAUUUUCGGCUUGGGAGAAGAUUUUCAAAUUGAAAUAGUAGACGAAUAGAAGCCCAUUUUUUGAUAACAACUAAAAAAAGGAAGUUCUUGGUUUAAGUAGC